Nezara viridula (southern green stink bug) is the source of this 2215-nucleotide messenger RNA. The record is from the annotation of a GenBank genome assembly. NCBI's taxonomy places the organism in Eukaryota, Metazoa, Arthropoda, Insecta, Hemiptera, Pentatomidae.
CUUCGGCCGGGCUUUGAAGUUUGUAUCCAACGGUCUUUUAAAUUUUUAGUUAUGGUUGAAUUUUAAAGUUGUUUUUAUUCUUUCCUGUCUAUGUUUUUAACAUGUCAUUUGACGCAAAAUUUUAUUAGCUUUACGGAUCAUUGUCAAAAAUAUAGUUGUAAUUAACAAAUAAUUAUGGAUAUUGAAAUCUUAGAAUUGUGUAAGGAAAACAUUCAACCUUUGAGAAAAGGAAGAAAAGUUAAUCAAUUAGGAUUAGCUCUCAAAGCUGAAGGGAAUGCAGAAUUACAAACAAGGCUACUGAAAGAGAGAGAGGAAUAUGAGCUUGGAAUCAUAACUUAUGAUGGGUCUGAUCCUCUGGUUCCUAGACUUGAGUACAUAACUUGGUUGGAGCAAACCUACAUCAAACAUGGUCGAGAAUGUAAUUUAAUACCACUUUUAGAAGACACUAUUACAUUAUUUAAGGAUAAUCCCAAAUACAAACAAGAUCCUAGAUUUAUUGAUCUUGUUGUAAAAUAUGUUGAAGAUCAAGAAAAUGCUGUCGAACUUUUCCAAAUGGUUUAUUCUCAGGGUUUGGGAACAAUGUGUGCUAGUCUUUACAGAUCAUGGGCAGAAGUUCUGGACCAAGGAAAUGAUUUUAAAAGAGCAGAUCAAGUCUAUCAGUUAGGAAUAGCGAAUCAUGCAGAACCUGUUGAUAUGUUGAAGCAAGCACAUGCUCAGUUUCAGUUGAGUGUGGGUCGACGAAUGAUGAUGUCAGGGGGUGACUUGAGCCAACCUAUUGUCGAGGAGCCUCAAGAAAGGCAGGCUUUAGGAAAAUUGAAGAAAGGUGUUGGAUCUAUCCGAAGUGCCCAUGGAUCAGCUGGAGUUCUUUCUGUCAGGAGCAGCAGCAAGUCAUCUUCAAAAAAACCAAUUGCUGUUUUUCAGGAUGGAGAAAAUAAUUAUGAGCAUCUUAUAUCUGUGGCACUACAGAAAAAUAAAAUUGGAAGCAUAGCCACCUCGAGCAAAAACAAUGAGGAAAACACACUUAAACCCGGAACUUGGAACAAAGGAUAUAAUAGGAAAGAAGUUUCAAAAAUGCUUUCGAUGCCUCCAACUACACCUUCUUUCAAAGUUCACGUUGAUCCUGAUGCAGAAGAGGAAACACCCAAACUGGCUGCAAAAACUCCUUCCAACGUGUUGAAGACUAGAAAAGCGGAAAUGUUGGCAAGUUCUAAUGCUAAAGAAGUAUUCACUGCUUCAAGUUCCGCUCACAAACCACUUCAGGCUAAUUUAGAGGUCUACGCUGGUGGUCGUGAAUUUUCCUUUGAAGAACUCAGGGCUGCGUAUUAUAAAAAACAAGAAGAUAUAAAAAAUUCGAAAAAAGAAGCCCUCGCACAAUUACAAACUCCAGCAAAAUAUGUGAUUCCACUCAACAUGCCUAAUACUCCUUUCAUGAUGGGAAGUUCUCACGAUGAAUGCGAAACUCCUUUACCAUCAAUGAGGAACUUAUCAAUCAGCAGUGAUUCCAAAAAUGACCGUGAUGUUCAAGAUGGAUCCUGUUCACCAACAACAGAUUCCAAUGAAUGUUUCAAGACUCCUUUUAAGCAUCCAGCUGGCUUUGUGCCUAUUACUCCUUCGUUACAGGGAAUAGAUUUAUCCGAAUUCAUCGAGACUCCCGUAGCACCUCCUCAGGCCAAGAAUAACAAAGUAUUCAGUAUUUUUGUUGAUGAAGAGUGCAGCAGCAGCAGCUCCUCAAGAGAUUUGUUACCAAUUAUUGAAGAAAAUCAAGAAGAAACCAGAACGAGCCCGAAAAUAAUGAAAAAGGGCUUUGUCAGGAAGAAACAGUUGUUUUCUGAAGAAUAAGUUUUAGAGGUGUUUUUAUAAUUUUAAAAUUAAGUAUUCAAGAUUUUCGUCAAAAUCUUUACUUUUUAGUAUUAAGUUUUCUACUGUUUUUAAUAAAAAAAAAAAAGAAAUGAUCAACUUUAAAAAAAAAUUCAACUGUUAAAUAUGUUAAUUAUACAAAUAUGAAUAAAAUUUUAAUAUAUUUAUGUUUUUAGAAUUUGUUUCCUUAAGGACAGAUUACCAAUGUGAUCGGCAAUUAUCCUAUGUGAUACUGAUGUUUAGCAUAUUAAGUCUGUUUCAUCUUAUCAAAUAAUACAAAAUUGUUUUUUCAUUUUAUCAAAUAACAUAAAAUUGUGUAAUAUUCUUGUUUGAAUAAUAAAUGUUUGUUGAGACUGUA